Messenger RNA from Caenorhabditis angaria, 3284 nucleotides. The record is from the annotation of a GenBank genome assembly. Lineage: Eukaryota; Metazoa; Nematoda; Chromadorea; Rhabditida; Rhabditidae.
AUGUUACCUUCUGAACAAAUUUUGCACUUCGUAAUGUGUAAUUUCAAUGACAAUUGUACAAUCCCAAGAAAGUAUGUCUCCCGCGAGAACUUCAAAAAGUUCCUAACGGAAUUAUUGAUGUUUUGCGUAGUGUGGACAUCAACGAAAUUAUAGUUGAAAACGAUGAAAUUCUGGAACGAAUUGAAGAUGAUCCACCGGAUGAAGGUAACUUGGAUAGCUAUAAAUAUGAAAGCUAUAAAAAUAAAUAUGAAAGAUCAUCUUCAAUUCGUUCUUUUUUUUUGAAAAAAAAAAAUAAAAAAAUUUGAAAAAAAAAGUUCGCCACGGGCCGGGACCGAUCCCGAAACCUAAAAUUUUAAAGUCGAGAUCACUAACCACUCUGCCAUCCGCUGUUAUUUUUCUUGCCCGCAAAUGUUUGACAUAUGAAACAAUGAGAAAUAUGGCGCAUUUUCGAUGGUGAAAAACUCGUCUUGGGUGCAAUUGUGGCAAUUUUUGAAAACGAAUUCGAGAUCAGCGAGUUCGAAUCUAUAUGUGUACCAAGUCUCAUUAAAAGUUUAUUCCGGGACCUUAUACACUUCCCUUGUAAAAAUAAUGCAAAGAUCAAUGAAGCCCCUUCAAAUCCACGUUUGAUUUAUUACUAUCAAAUAUCUGUAAUUUAUCCCUGAACUAAAAUUCCAAUUCAAACUAUCUAAUUUCUAUUGGUGUACUUUCUUAUGCUCUUUCCCUUCUUUUUCCUCAAAACAAAAGUUCUUUGUAAUUUUUUGAUCAGAACUCGGAAAAAUAUUUUGUCUCUGAAUACAAGGUCAAUGAAUAAUUGAAUUUCGUUGUUUAUCCAAAAAUAGUGGCCAAAUCCUAAAAAGGGCCUCGCCUCUCAAACAUUUUCCAUUAUUUUUUUCCCUAUUGCUCAACUUUUUAUGCUCAACUUGACACAAACAAAAAAAAAUAAACUUCUACAUUUAUGUAUUUUCAUAUUCUGAACUACACAAAUUUGGGAUAAAACUUCACUUCUGUUUUGAGCAACGAUUAAAUAAUGAAAUAGCUCAAAAUACAUGUGAAGCCAUUUUGUGAUGAAUGACGAAAAAUUGAAAUAUUCUUUCAAGCAGGUCAGAUCUUUCACAUAAAAAUAUAUGUGUUACGUAUGUUCAAAGGCUCUCUAAGUUUAUUUUAUUAUUCUUAUUUUCAAAAAAAAAAAGUUUUAAUCUUCCAAUAAUUUCAUUAUCAGAACAAAUAGGUCAAAAAUAUACUGAUAAAUGCUUUUUUGAUUUUUGUUGUCCAAAUUUUCUCAAAACUCCAUAGGUAACUCAUUUUUUGCCAGGCUUUUCUCAUGCCAAUCGAAAAUUCAUUAUUUUUUCUUUCCUUUUUUCCCUACAAUUUCAUCCGUUCCUUUUUACACUUCCUAACCUUUUUUGUUAUAUCUUUUCCUAAAUCUUAAUCGUUUUUUGUUUCGGAUUUCCAGAAAAUGCUCUUAAACAAUUUAAUUUUAAUUUAUAGGUCAAAUGGCGAAUUUUACCGAAAUAUGUUAUCCUGCAGAGCAAAAUAGUGUUUCAGGCUCGCCUUUUGAGUAUCAUCUGCAAAGGUUAGAUGAUGUAGAUUAUUUAAAAUAAACAUUGUUUUUUUUAAAGGUAUUUCUAUCCAAUUUUGGUCAUUUUCGGAAUCCUUGGAAAUUCAUUGAAUUUAACAGUUCUUCUAAAUCGCUCAAUGCGAAGCAGGUUUGAUUGUUUUCGAAAUAAAAGUUUCACUUGAAAUUUGAUUUUUCAGAGCGAAUUCAUUUUUGGCAGUGUUGGCAUUUGCAGAUAUAAUAUUCCUAUUUUUAUUACUCCCUAACAUUCUUAUAAAUUAUUCAUUUUUCAUGAAUAGUUAUUCGUUUCGUUCCAUGUACUUUUAUCUCAAGGUACACAAAUUUCCGGCUCUGCUCGGGGAUAACGAGAUCUAGAGAAACAUUGAUUUUUAAACUUUAAAAAGUUGAUCUACAGUAUCUCAUUUCUACAGGUACACAUACUUGCAACGGCAAAUUGGUGUGCUUCAAUUGCACAUUGGUGUGUUAUUGCUGUUUCAUUUGACCGUCUUUUCGGAAUUCGUAAUCCGUUAUAUGCGAGAGCCACGUGGAAAUGGUGGAAACUUCCAAUGGUUAUAUUCUCGAUUGGUAUUAUAUGUGGUGUUUUCACAUUUUAUCAACAUUUCGAGUUUCACUGUUUGAUAAAAGACUUUUGUAGCGGAAAGCAGAUUUUUUCAAAAUGCAAAGCUGUUACAGGACCGUAAGUUAUUAAAACUAUUUGUACAAAUUCAAAACAUUUUUUAUUGUAGUACAUGGUUUGGAAAUAGAACAAAUCCAUAUUCGGAACAAUAUCGAAAUUUAAUAUCAACUUGCAAGAUGGUGAAUAUUUUUGGGAUGAUUGUUACCCCAAUUAUCUUACUUGUGAUUCUCAAUUUCCUUCUUCUUUGGUCACUUCGAAAACGACAGAAACAUUUAUCGAUGGGAAAAGAUUUGAAUGAAGAUGGAAGACAUAAUGAUUCACAUAUGCAAAAAACAGAACAUCGUGUAACUUUGACCGUUUGUUUCAUAGUUACAAUGUAUACUCUCACAAAUCUUCCAUCUGCAUUGGUUCAUGUUUCUGUUUCUGAACCAGCGUCUUAUUAUGAUCUAACAAUAUUCACAAGGUAAACAAAAAAUUUUUUAUUGAAAAAUAUAUUUUUUUCAGUACCUUGGUAAUUUGUGGAAAAGCAUCAAACUUUAUAUUAUUCUGUCUUGGCUCAAAACAUUUCAGACUUCGACUUCUUAAAUUGACCCAACGAAAAAUAAAUCGAAAAAUCGGUAAGUUUUAAAAUGAAACUCUGAAUAUGAAAUGCUUAAAGUGGUGACAUCGCAAGUUGGUACAAAUUUUACGAAACUCGGAUAGGUAGAGUUUAUUUGAAAUUUCGAUUGAUUUGAUCUAAUGAUUUUUGUGUUUUGCAGUGUGCUCAUUUUUCAGUUUGCUUUUGAAAAAACCCAAAAACUAACUCUGAUUUUUCUAAAAAUGAAUGUGUGAUGAUUUUUACCUAAAAAAACUUUCUCAUUGAGUUUUUUUGUGUCAAACUCAUUUUUUUCAGAAUCUCUUGCUGGUUCUCUCAUCAACAAUACAACUACAGUACCCCUAUCAACUGCAAAAUUGAGUGUAUCCUCAUCUUCAGGUGCAGCUUCUCGCCGUGUUUCAAUGCCACCUCCAAAACGUGGAUCUGAAAUGCCACGUGGAAAAAGAGCACAAAGUGCAGUUGAAGCAAUUUAUCCACUUUUGAAAUCAAAAUCAUGA